Messenger RNA from Amoebophrya sp. A25, 1420 nucleotides. Lineage: Eukaryota; Dinophyceae; Syndiniales; Amoebophryaceae. The record is from the annotation of a GenBank genome assembly.
GAGACAACGCUGAAAAGCUUCGAACGGGCAAGCUUAGGCCCACGAGUCUACAAAACCUACGACGCGACAGUAUCGUUGCUCACCUUGCUCUACGAAGAAUUGGGCAUCUAAUGAUGUACUUCGGUAUAUGGAGAUGAGGAGUACUAAAGGGAGUAUCUAUAUGGAGUAGUUUAAGGCUAGUUGAUCACUAUCGCAUGUUAUGACUUUCAACAAUUAUCCAAAAUGAAGAUGAAGAUUCGUCAAAGAACGAAUAGAACAGAGUUAUAGAAUUUUUCUACAGAAUUCGUUGACCACGACCAGGAGACCAUAAGAAUGAUCUUCGCUAGUUGUAUGAUCAGUGCCAAGCAAAACAAACGGUCUUACAAGAUACCUCAAUACACGCGCAUCUGAGUAUCAUGAAACCUCUCCUAUUUCAAUAUCUGUAAUAUGAUUCAAGUCCACGACCUAACAAAUGUACCUGAAAGAGAAACAAGUAGUGGUAGAAUUUUCCACUCGUAGUUGUUGUACUUACUUAGAGUUAGAGAAUUAUGCAAGAACAUGAUAAGUUUCGUAUUUAUUGAAGUAUUUCUGGUUGAAAAUAAUCGUGAUCCCCAAGGCCCUAGAAGCGUUAUUUUCCACCACAUACGCAAACUGGUCGAGAAUUGCAUGAAAUUAGAAACGUAGCUAGUGGUCUAGAAAGAGAACGAAAAACGUAAAGAACGUGCUUGUUCAUAGUCAUCAUGUACUAGUCUUAGUAUGUACAAGCAGAAGCAGUGGUGGUGGUGCAUGAUAUUGAUAGACAUUGAAUUUUAACUGGUGCGUUUAUGAAACUACAUCGACAUUAAUACAAGCGAUGUCGACGGAUGACGAGUGUAAUAUGUUGAGACCAAGUCGAUCCGGUGCUUGAAGCACAGGGCUGAGGCAGGAGCUAUUCUAAUUCUAAUUCUAAAUGUAGAGGAUCCUUGUUGUUGUUGUUGAUAGUUUAUCAUAAACCAGAGGGAAAAAAUAUCUUCAUCGCAUAAUUCACUCCACUCCCGAUUGCAUUUCUCCGGCUCCUGGAAAGAUGGUAGCGAACGACAUGCGAGUACGAGUAGCUGACGAUACUCAUGAAGGUGGUUCGUCGCUUAAUCACUUUUUAAGAAUGUAGUUCUUGUCUGUGUCCGCAAUUAGUCGUUUGAAUUUGAAUUAUUCGAGAACAAGUAGGCCUAUUGAGGUCUACUUAAUAAAGGGACCACCAUGUUGUCCGAAGACCCAACAUAAUUGACCUCAUAUUAUCGUUAAAAUGAACCGUUACUUAGUAGUCCUUCCGUGAAUUCGUCGUGAGUCCCCAUCCAAGUCCUCAGUGUGCAUGAUCGAUUGAUAACUCUCGCUGAUCUGUUCUUCCUCGAUGUACCAUAAUAUUACGGAGCUUCAAUGUAAAAACACUUAGAAGUAGCCUUGG